Paramecium pentaurelia is the source of this 302-nucleotide messenger RNA. The record is from the annotation of a GenBank genome assembly. NCBI's taxonomy places the organism in Eukaryota, Ciliophora, Oligohymenophorea, Peniculida, Parameciidae.
UAAUGAAGUCCUUUGUUAUCUUUGUGAUUCUAUUAGCUAGCAUUAUUUUGCCAAGCACUUGUAUUUAAAUUUGCUAAUUUAGAAAUUGAAUUAAAUAAUUAAAAUGUUGUUUCAGAUUGCGAUUGCUUAGGAUAAUUUAAUUGCCCUUGUGGAAAUAAAGAUGUAAAGAUUUCAAUAUAAUUAGAUUUUGUAUGUAAUGAGAAGUGGAUAAGAUAGACUUAUGUUUAGGUUGAAUAAUAAGGAGAAAGAAUAUAUUAAAGAACUUAAUCAGGAAUAAAAAUCAAAGUAAAAACAUAAAUGAA